Molecule: messenger RNA, 2907 nt
Organism: Schizosaccharomyces japonicus yFS275
Lineage: Eukaryota; Fungi; Ascomycota; Schizosaccharomycetes; Schizosaccharomycetales; Schizosaccharomycetaceae
Product: Lid2 complex subunit Jmj3
Exons: 2
Coding region: 236-2770 (844 amino acids)
Biological process (GO): DNA-templated transcription; regulation of DNA-templated transcription
Cellular component (GO): Lid2 complex; nucleus
Source: RefSeq, a predicted model, not a curated record
UUUCCACCAAAAACUCUUGACAUAGUCCCAGGCAUAUACACGUUUAGGACAAAGUCGUUGACAUUCGUGCGCCGAUACUCAUCGACACGUCCACGGCACAUCCUGUAAUCCGCUGUCCGUAGGAUCAGCUCUUCCUGUUGUAUCCACCGGAAGACACACCUCACCACACCCAACCUUCCUUUACGGAACAGAUGGUACUAAUAUUGUCCGUCUUUCUCGCUUUUUCUUCCUCACGAUGUCACCAGUAAGUGUACAUGAUACUGUGAGUAGCGAAAGUCGACGGCAAUGCGCUCUCGAGGGCUGCGACUGUGACGUGUCGCAUUUCAUUGAUGGUGACGGUGACGGAGUCCCCGUUUUCGAGCCGACGAUUGCUCAAAUCGAGAAUUUUGAGGCGUUUUUGGAAAAGGUUCACAUCCACGGGAUCGUAUACGGCGCAAUCAAGAUUGCAACGCCCAGCGGCUUUGCCGACCUGAAUUCUACUUACAAAAAACGCGUACAGGCCCAUCUGAACCAUGUUUCGACGCGUCCGGGGACGACUGACUCGAGGCCGGAUGCUUCCCUAGGCAUCCACUGGUUCGAACAACAAAUAAAACGGCGUGGCGAGUACUUCGAGGUCACAACGUCUGACCAAACGGCGAGUGAGUCUGUCUCCACGGCUUCGACGCCGACGAGCGCCGGCGUCCAGCAGGACGAACGGUCAACGACGCCGGAACAAGGCAUCGCUCGGGCCAUUUUGCUCUACUGGCGCACAUUGACACACGAAAAAUCUGUCUGCGGGCUCUGCACCCUCCCACAGUGGGCCUUCGACCCUCAAAAUGGCAAACGACAGCAUUGGUGGGCAUCAUGGCUGCAGCAACUGGUACGGGCACAGUUUGCACAGAGGCACGCCGCCUCAACGAACGGCGCAGAGGAGGAGGAAGCAGCUCGUGCGUCGGGAACGACGUAUGUCGGCCGUUGGAAAACCACAUUGCCUUGUCGGUGCGAAGCACCGCAAUUGUGCGCCGCUCAUAUGCAUUGCGGGGGCUCUGCGCUUCAGUGGUAUGUGAUUCCUCCUUCCCAAAACGAAAAGUUCCAGGCUUUGGCACGACGUCUUGCUCGGGAAGAGGCCUGGGAAUGCGAAGACUUUCUACUGCACCAAACAACGCUGUUUCCUCCCUCUUCUCUAUCUAAAAAUGGUAUAACGGUACACUCCUUUCUUCAACAUGCAAAUGAAUUUGUGCUCACGUUCCCCGAUACCUUCCACAGUGCCUUCUUCCUUGGCAAUGCGAUGCUCCACCGUCUUGCGUUCACUUCGAAAUGUCAAAAUCGUUUCGACUAUGUCAGAAACAUGCAGUUCAGCUCACAACAGACGUGGCCUCAUAUCCACCACCCAAAACUUGCUUGUCCAGACCCUUUCCAGUUCCAGCCUCCGUCUAAUCCCGAUCUUUUGCACAUUGUAGACGUUUCCCCAGUUCAUUCUCCAUCUCGACCUUCUCUUCCUUAUGCGCCCUAUCCCAACGCAUCUGCGGUUAUGCCAGGUAAUGUUGAGUUUCUCGACUCUUCACCAACAUCGUCACUCUUUCCUAUACCUUAUUCUACUACUACUACUACUACUACCUCUGCAGCCGCACCUGCAACCGUGUCUUCUGACUCCCCGAACCAUUCUCUGAGUGCAUCUAAACAUCCAGUACUUUCACAAACGCCAAAAUCCCUACCACCUUCACCUCCUUUACUACCUCACCCGACUCCGAUUCCGCUCUCUGAGCUGUGGAAUCCCAAUCCGAAACCUCUCCCCUCCCUGUCUGUCACGGCGACGGUGCCUUCCUCGGACACGAAUGUUGCGAAACCGAAUAGCCCUCAAGCACAACAACCGCCAUUCACAUAUACCCCUCUAGUGCCCGCUGUCCAGCAGCACCCUCUCCAUCCGCCUCCCAUCCGUGGCCUGCCCAUCCCAGUCCGUUUUGCUCGAGGGCCUGUAUUCUGGGGCCGGGUGUUGGAAGACCGGCCGGACGAGCACAUGUUGCUGCUAGAGUGCGAAAAUGCAGAAAUGCUCGAGGUUUCCUAUGACCAUGUCUUGGCUCUUUCUGGACCCGCCGAACAGCACGACUCCUCGUACUUUAAUCCAAAAAUUAAAGUCCCGAACAUUCGUUUCGUAGACGGAGUGCCGGUCAACUGGCACGACUUUGACAAGCUUCCAGACUUGGAUCGCUUUAUCUUGCCGGAGCUUCUACCAGGGCAACCCAUACGUGUCCGUGCGGUACCUUCCACAGCGCCGUCCCCUAAGCCGCAAGCAACAGCUGCAGACACAGAGGCCAACGCUUCCGUUCGGGAUCAAUCAUCUCUUGUACAUACAAAUAUAUCACCAGAAACGGAGGGAAGAGAAGAUGGACAUUCGCUUCCAGCAACACCCAAGCUUCCUUUAGGAGAAGCAGCUGACCAAAAACAUCACACUUUAGCUACCACCGAUACUGACAUGACGGCCAUGACGCUAGACGAGAACAUGGGUGACGAAGAGGAACUCGUAGUGGAUAGUGAGCUUCUUGACCCUGCAUUCGCUGACAAUGUGCUAGGGUCCACGGAUUACACUAUAUCCCUUCGCGUACCCACUAGCAGACCCGCCGGCACUCAGUCUUCGAAUUCGUCUUUGCACAUGGAAGACGUACAGCUUUCGUCUGCGGUUGCUGACGACGAAGAGGCAAAUCGAGAGUAUUUCUCGUCGUUGGAUGCCUAUUCAUUUGAAGAAGACGAUACGAAUGCGACUAAUUUCUCACUGUUUCCUACUCUCGAUUAAAAGCAGAUGAGCGCUUUCCAAUCUUCUAUUGUCAAAACGUUCGGUUCUGCGUUGUUUUUGUUCUUUAUUUUUUUAUGAACCAUUUAAUGAAAGCUCUUCUUCCUACAUGAGUAUUAAUGGAGACUAUGUAAACUGGA